UAAUUCCUCCAAUUGUAUGUAAGUUUGUCAUUCUGUGACGCUACUGAGAGGAUAAUGGACCAUAGAAAUGAUUCCCCAGUCACUGAGUUCAUCCUCGCUGGCCUAACGGAACGUCCUGAACUCCAGCUCCCUCUCUUCCUCCUCUUCCUAGGAAUCUAUGUGGUGACUGUGGUGGGAAACCUGGGCAUGAUCACACUGAUUGGUCUCAGUUCUCAUCUACACACGCCUAUGUACUAUUUCCUCAGCAGUCUGUCCUUCAUUGACCUCUGCCAUUCCACUGUCAUUACCCCCAAAAUGCUAGUGAACUUUGUGACAGAGAAGAACAUCAUCUCACACCCUGAAUGCAUGACUCAGCUUUAUUUCUUUCUUGUUUUUGUUAUUGCAGAGUGCCACAUGCUAGCUGUAAUGGCCUAUGAUCGCUAUGUUGCCAUCUGUAGCCCCUUGCUUUAUAAUGCCGUCAUGUCUUCUCACAUCUGCUUAUGGCUCACAGAAGGAGUUUAUGUUUUGGGGAUCAUUGGAUCUACAAUCCACAUAGGCUUUAUGUUGAAGCUCGCGUUUUGCAAGAACAAUGUGGUUAACCAUUAUUUCUGUGAUCUGUUUCCACUCCUGAAGCUAUCCUGCUCCAGCAUCUAUAUCAAUGAACUGUUGGUUCUGUGUUUGAGUGCAUUUAAUAUAUUUACACCUGCCUUAACCAUCCUUAGCAGCUUCUUCUUUAUGGAAACUUCAGUUAUUGUACAUGAUCUAAACCAUUUGUCAAAAGCAGCCCAAAUAAGAUGGGUUUUUUUCUUAUCCAGCAAUUACGUGGUUCUUUAUGGGUCAACUACUCUUAAAAGUCACAAAUCCUGA
Echinops telfairi (small Madagascar hedgehog) is the source of this 846-nucleotide messenger RNA. Its product is annotated as putative olfactory receptor 8G2. Gene Ontology annotation, cellular component: membrane. The record is from RefSeq and is a predicted model, not a curated record. Lineage: Eukaryota; Metazoa; Chordata; Mammalia; Afrosoricida; Tenrecidae. Gene Ontology annotation, molecular function: olfactory receptor activity; G protein-coupled receptor activity; odorant binding. The transcript is spliced from 3 exons. Gene Ontology annotation, biological process: sensory perception of smell; G protein-coupled receptor signaling pathway. The coding region runs from base 55 to 846 and encodes 263 amino acids.